Ailuropoda melanoleuca (giant panda) is the source of this 3326-nucleotide messenger RNA. RefSeq names its product Fc receptor like 6 (gene FCRL6). Gene Ontology annotation, molecular function: transmembrane signaling receptor activity. The coding region runs from base 32 to 1372 and encodes 446 amino acids. The transcript has 11 exons. Gene Ontology annotation, cellular component: external side of plasma membrane. Gene Ontology annotation, biological process: immune response; cell surface receptor signaling pathway. The record is from RefSeq and is a predicted model, not a curated record. Lineage: Eukaryota; Metazoa; Chordata; Mammalia; Carnivora; Ursidae.
AGUGAGACAGCCACUGGCCGCAUCUGGAUCUAUGUCCCUCCUCUGUGCCAGGCCAGACCUCAUGCUGCUCUGCAGGAUUGUGCUGUUCUUCGUUCCCUGUGUGGGGCAAACCGGCUGGCUUUACCUCCGAACCUGGCCAAACCCUGUGUUUGAGGGCGACACCCUGACAUUGCAAUGCCAAGGAUGGAAGAACACAGCCCUGUCCCAGGUCCAGUUCUACAAAGACAGAAAAUUACUCCAUAACCCGAAGGCCAAAUGGUUUCUGCCUAUGGGGACAGCGACACUGAAAAGCAGCGGCCAGUACAGCUGCGCUGGGAAGAUGACCUUCAUCCCACACUUGGGCACACAAAGGUCAGAGAUGACCACAGUUCAAGUCCAAGAACUGUUCCCGCCUCCAGUGUUGAGCGCUGUCCCUUCUCCCGAGCUCCGUGAGGGGAGCCCACUUACCCUGAGAUGCCAGACGGAGCUGCACCCCCAGAGGUCGGCCUCGAGGCUCCUCUUCUCCUUCCACAAAGAUGGCCACACCUUGCAGAACUGGGGCCCCCACUCAGAGCUCUGCCUCCCAGGAGCCCAGGAGGGCACCUCUGGGCUUUACUGGUGCCAGGCCACCCAUGAGGGCAGCAGGGUCCAGAAACAGAGCCCCCAGCUGGAGGUGAGGGUGCAAGCGCCUGUGUCUCAGCCUCUGCUCACCCUGAGACCCAGAUCCACUGGCCUUGCUGUGGGGGACACGGUGGAGCUCCUCUGUGAGACCCAGAGUGGCUCCCCUCCAAUCCUGUACUCGUUCUACCUGGAUGGGAAGAUCCUGGAGAACCACUGUGCUCCCCAUGGAGGAGCCGUCUCCUUCCCCUUCACUGUGACGUCAGAGCAGGAAGCUGGGAACUACUCCUGCCAGGCUGAGAACAGUGUCUCCAAAGAGACAAGUGAGCCCACGACACUGUCCCUGGAUGGUCCUCGGGGCUUGUCCGCCCUCACCAGCAGCCACUGGCUGGUUCCUUGUCUGUCUGCGAGCCUGCUGGGUGUGCUGGUCAUCGCCACCGCGCUUGUGGCUUACUUCAGACCCUGGAGAAAACCUGGGCCCCUUCCAAGCCGGAAUCUGCCCCCAGCCCCAGGUGGAGAGCAGCACCAGCUGUAUGCCAACGUCACUCAGCAGAAUGAGAAUGAGGAAGAUGAUAUUUACUCUUCAGUGACUAUUGUCCCAAAGGAGAGUGAAGCUGGGCCUGCUGAGUCAGCCUCAGGGACCUGGGACGCUUCUGUCAUCUACACCGAGGUGAAAUGCUCGCGGUGCGGUGAGGUUCCAGACAGGGGACUGAAGACAAGAAGCAGGACCCACAAAGCUCCCCUUGGUAACUUUGAGGAGGUCCUCUACUACUGAUGGCAUCCCCCCAACACCACCCACCCGUGGCCUCCAGUGCUCCCCAGGAGGCCAGCGGAGACCCCAGCCCCUUCUGUAGGUCCCCAAUCCCUGAGCCCAGCAGCGAGGGAGCCGGGCGUCCUGGCCAGGGUCCCGAGGAGACUCAAGUAACACCUGAAUGACCUCCGGGCCGCCCUCUGAGCGGAAGACAGGAACACGUGGGCAGGGGUAUCCCGCUCACACGUGAGUUCCAAGCAGUGGACUGGACACGGAAGCCACAGAUGUCCUCCUGCACAUGAAUGGAAGGGUUCGAGUGCCUUCUCUCUACACGUUUGUAAGGGCUUUCGACGGUGGCCCUCAGUCCCCGGGCGUGUGCUUGGCCUCGCCCUGAAGGAGAAAGCCAGCCUGGGCGGCUCCAGUAGAGAAUUCCCAGCUUCCAAGCUGUGGCUGGGGCCCCGGAGUGACCACAGGGCUGAGGACCUCUCAGAGGCUCGGGGAGACCGAGAGUCCGGGGGAAAGGCCUGGCCCAGAUAAUAUCACAGAAUUCCUACCCCCAGAGCGGCCCCCCGCCAGGCUCUGAGAUCCCUGCCUCCCAUGCAACCCAUUUCUGCUCAGACCCCUUCCAGGUGACCAGGUUACCAAAGUUGCUGGAAAGGAGGCUUGCCCAAAACCCCCGUUUGUGGACUAGAUCAGAAGACGUGGUUAUUCCUCACGUGUUUACCAAGACACAGGCUUGUAGAAUCUGUUUGUUCGCAGAAGUGUAUCAAUUUGUGUCAUAUUAUUCACCAAUGCCGAUCACUCAUAGUGCCUCAUGGUUGGUUUGCUUGCUGAGUCCAUACUCCUUGACUCUGAAAGUUUAGUUCUAGUAACAAAGAGGCCCUCCUCCCAGCCCUGGCUCCCUGCAGGCCCCUGCCCCCUAAUCAGAGUGAGGUCCCAGUCACGCUGCUGGAUGUCACCGACCCCACCCACCAGUCCUGGGAAGAAGCCCACGUCCCCUCCACCCAGAGCCCCUGCUCAGGUGCCCCUGAGCUGCCCACAGCCAGCGUUCAUCCUUGAGCUUAAUAGAAAGGCAGCUGCUCAGGGCGCCUGGGUGGCGCAGUUAAGCGUCUGCCUUCAGCUCAGGGCGUGAUCCGGCAUUCCGGGAUCAAGUCCCACAUCGGGCUCCUCUGCUGGGAGCCUGCUUCUUCCUCUCACACUCCCCUGCUGUGUUCCCUCUCUCGCUGGCUGUCUCUCUGUCACAUAAAUAAAUAAAAUCUUUAAAGAAAGAAAGGCAGCCGCUCAGACUCAGCCCCAGACCUGAUCUGUAAGCUGUGGUGUGCACGUUAAAGUUUAGAAAGCCUGGUCUGCCUCCAAAAGACACUUCAUGGGAGUACCUCCAUCCACUCGCCUUUGGAAACAUCACUGGAUGAGACAGAGGGCCCAGAGAACUGCUAAGACAACCCUCGCUAGCAUUUCCUGGCUUCCCCAGGCCUUCUCUUCCUUCCCAUCCCCCACCUGACCUUCCUCUUCCCCAGCCUCUUUGGCUUCCUCCCCAUCCCUCCCAUCACUGGUCCAGUCCGUGUCCAGAAGACAUCAGGGCCCCUCCCCUUCACUUCUUCAUCUGCCAGCCUGGGAAGCACAUGCCAGCCCAUCUAGAAGCCCCGGGGUCCUCGCUGGUCCAUCAGGAAGCACUUGCAGAAGCCAAGCCUUGCCAUGCCCUCUAUAAACAGGCUGGCCCCUUAUAAAGAGUCAAGUCAAAGACAGGACAGCUCGUGAAGGAGACACUGAUGAUGGGGAGCAGGAAGGAGCCAGCCCUGCCACUCAUCCCCAUGGACCGGCUCCUCCCUGAGCAUUCACACCACCCGCCCCCUGCCCCACACCAGUGACACUGGGGCCUGUCUGUGAAUGAUGUUUACCAAUGCAGGGUGGGGUAUGUGGAACAGUGGAAAGCAAGAACUUAGAAACUUCUAUAGCAAUCUGACAGAGUAAUUUUUUU